AUGCACUACCUCCUGCUCUGUGCUGUCAUCUUCCUACCUGAGACUCCUGCUUUUCCAGUACAACAGAGACCUGAGCCAUGGACCAGCACAGAACUUGAGAAAGUAAAGGGCUAUCUUGAUAAAUUCUUCCCAGUUUUUACAAAAUCACAAAACCUAACCAUAGAAGAAAGGAUUAAAGAAAUGCAGAAGUUUUUCAACCUGACUGUAACUGGAAAAUUAGAUGCAGAAACAGAAAAAAUAAUGAAACAGCCCAGAUGUGGUUUGCCUGAUGUAGCAAAUUACGAAAUAUCUUCUGGAACUCCAAAAUGGGAAAAGACACGUUUAACUUACAAGAUUCUCAGUUAUACAACUGAUCUACCCAAAAGGAAAGUGGAUGAUGCAAUUAAAAGGGCCUUGAUGGUAUGGAGCGAUGUGACUCCACUGCAAUUCCAAAGAGUCUACCUGAGGCAGGCAGACAUUGAGAUCAGAUUUGCACGUCUUGAGCAUGGUGAUGGAUAUCCUUUUGAUGGAAAAGGUGGCACGCUAGCCCAUGCGUUUUCACCAGGAGAAGGGCGUGGUGGAGAUGCUCAUUUUGAUGAGGAUGAAAAAUGGUCAGAGAUCAAUCAAGAUAUCAAUUUGUUCCUUGUUGCUGCUCAUGAAUUUGGCCAUUCUUUGGGACUUGCUCAUUCAGAUGUCCGUGGAGCUCUGAUGUACCCUAUCUACUCAUAUCAGAACCCAGAAACCUUCAGACUUCCAACAGACGACAGGCUAGCAAUUCAGAAGUUAUAUGGUCACAGUCCCUUCAAUUUGAGUUCCCACUGGAGUUCCAACCUGUCCAGCACAGGAAUCCAGACAGCAGUGAUGCCCAGGCCAUCUGCUAUCCCAGACACGUUUCCCUUGCUGCUAUCAAACUGUUCUCAGGCACAGCAAUCAGAUGAUAAGCAGCACAACACCACAUUACACAUCUACCUCAACAACAUAAGAACAACUCUUACCAAUCAAGAACAUUCCUCUAAGAGGUCAGAUGUACCUCUGAAAGAACUGCCUACAGGCAGUUCCUGCCAGGGCAUUGAGUGCUCUGGCAAGCCUCAGCUGGGAAGUGAGCCUGGAUCACGCAGUACCCGAGUAGAGCAUCACACCCUGCCUGUGAGCUCUCAGUCGGUUUCACGAUUUCCCAAGUAUCUCGGGAAAUUUCAGGAUGGCUCCACGGCAUUAUCGCUGGUGUCUGAAGAUCCUCCAGCAGCCAGCGGCUGUGUGACAGUCAGCAGCACACGGACUGAGCAGCGGCACCUCGGCAAGGCGUGCGCGGUGAAGCCAUGUGUCGCUUAG
Molecule: messenger RNA, 1308 nt
Organism: Cinclus cinclus
Lineage: Eukaryota; Metazoa; Chordata; Aves; Passeriformes; Cinclidae
Product: matrilysin-like
Exons: 9
Coding region: 1-1308 (435 amino acids)
Biological process (GO): collagen catabolic process; extracellular matrix organization; proteolysis
Cellular component (GO): extracellular matrix
Molecular function (GO): zinc ion binding; metalloendopeptidase activity
Source: RefSeq, a predicted model, not a curated record